Messenger RNA from Scheffersomyces amazonensis, 1998 nucleotides. RefSeq names its product UTP glucose-1-phosphate uridylyltransferase (gene UGP1). Gene Ontology annotation, cellular component: cytoplasm. The coding region runs from base 326 to 1828 and encodes 500 amino acids. Gene Ontology annotation, molecular function: UTP:glucose-1-phosphate uridylyltransferase activity. Gene Ontology annotation, biological process: glycogen metabolic process; UDP-alpha-D-glucose metabolic process. The record is from RefSeq and is a predicted model, not a curated record. Lineage: Eukaryota; Fungi; Ascomycota; Pichiomycetes; Serinales; Debaryomycetaceae. The transcript has 2 exons.
UUUCGAUUCAGGAAACAAAGCCCAAAAUUCGAUCCAUCACCAAACCCUCCAGGGACGAAUUUUGAUAACUUAAUUGUAUUCUCUUUUAGUUGUAGUUAACAAUUGAAUUCUAGUUAGUGUUCCACUACUGUCUAACUAACAAGUUUGUAGUAAUCAUUGCUUCAAUCGAUCUUCAAUUGGCUGAUUUGUUCCCGUUUUGUGAAUUAAUCACGUUUCUGUCCUAUUAAACUCUGAUCCCCCCACCGUGCGUAAGAGGACCUUUUUUUCAACUUUUUUGGUAAUAAGUAUCAACAGUUUUUUAUUCAAUUUCUGCUAAUUCAUUAACAUGUCUGGAUCCAAAAAGCAUAUUAGAACUCAAUCGGCUUGGGCCUUUGAUACGGCAACUACGACCGUAGCCGCCUCCCAAAUGCGUAAUGCCUUAAACAAUUUGGCUGAUACCGUUGAAAAUCCAGAUGAACAAAGUAGAUUUGAGAAUGAAAUGGAUUCAUUUUUUGCUUUAUUUAGAAGAUAUUUAACUGAUAAAGCAGCCGGUACAACUUUAGAUUGGGAAAAGAUUAAAUCUCCAACUCCAAGUGAAGUUGUUGAAUAUACUAAAUUAGAAGAUGCCGAUAAAGAUGCCACUAAUUUAUCUAAAUUAGCUGUUUUAAAAUUAAAUGGUGGUUUAGGAACUUCAAUGGGUUGUGUUGGACCAAAAUCAGUUAUUGAAGUUAGAGAUGGUAAUACCUUUUUAGAUUUAAGUGUUAGACAAAUUGAACAUUUAAAUCGUAAUUAUGAUGCUGAUGUUCCAUUAUUAUUAAUGAAUUCUUUUAAUACUGAUAAUGAUACUGCUAAAAUCAUUAAAAAGUAUCAAGGUCAUAGAAUUAGAAUUAAAACUUUUAAUCAAUCAAGAUUCCCAAGAAUUUAUAGAGAUUCUUUAUUACCAGUUCCAACUUCAUAUGAUGAUGAAGUUGAAUCUUGGUAUCCACCAGGUCAUGGUGAUUUAUUUGAAUCUUUAGUUCAAUCUGGUGAAUUAGAUUCAUUAUUAGCUCAAGGUAGAGAAAUUCUUUUUGUUUCUAAUGGUGAUAAUUUAGGUGCAACUGUUGAUGUUAAAAUCUUAAAUCAUAUGAUUGAAACUGGUGCAGAAUAUAUUAUGGAAUUAACUGAUAAAACCAGAGCUGAUGUUAAAGGUGGUACUUUAAUUAAUUAUGAAGGUCAAGUUAGAUUAUUAGAAAUUGCUCAAGUUCCAAAGGAACAUGUUGAAGAAUUUAAGAGUAUUAAGAAAUUUAAAUAUUUCAAUACUAAUAAUUUAUGGAUUAAUUUAAGAGCUAUUAAGAAUUUAGUUGAACAAAAUGCCAUUGAAGCAGAAAUUAUUCCAAAUCAAAAGACUGUUAAUGUUGGAUCAUCUGAAGUUAAUGUUUUACAAUUAGAAACUGCUGUUGGUGCUGCCAUUAGACAUUUUAAUGGUGCUCAUGGUGUUGUUGUUCCAAGAUCAAGAUUCUUACCUGUUAAAACAUGUUCUGAUUUAUUAUUAGUUAAAUCUGAUUUAUUCUAUUUAGAACAUGGAGCUUUGAAAUUAGAUCCAACUAGAGAUGGAUUCUCUAAUCCAUUAAUUAAAUUAGGAUCUCAUUUUAAGAAAGUUAGUGGUUUCCAAUCGAGAAUUCCUCAUAUGCCAAAAAUCUUGGAAUUAGAUCACUUAACUAUAACAGGGAAUGUUAAUUUAGGUAGAGGUGUUACUUUGAAAGGUACAGUUAUUAUUGUUUGUAAUGAUGGUCAAAGAAUUGAUGUUCCUAAUGGUUCCAUCUUAGAAAAUGUUGUGGUUACUGGUAACUUGACCAUUUUGGAACAUUAGUUUCAAUCUAUAUGAAGUAAUUUCCCUUAUAAAAAAAAAAGAAAUCAAUGUUAAUAAUUCAAUAGUUCAGUUUUAGCUAUUUUAAGUACUUACUAGUUAUUAAUCUUCUUACUGUCAAUAUUACAUAUUAGUUAGUAUAUUAGUUUAGUGAAUGUAAAAUGUAUCUUCAC